AUGUCACGAGAAGAGCUCAUUGUUCUGCGAAAGACUCUCACUGAGCUACUCGACAAGGGUUUCAUUCGAGCAAGUAGUUCUCCAGCGUCAGCACCAGUUUUGUUCAAAGACCGAUAUCCCUUGCCGUUGAUCGAGGAAACUUUGCGGUCGCUGUCCAAGGCCAAGUGGCUCACCAAACUUGACCGUUACAUAAACCACACGUUGCGAGAUUUCCUCGACGAGUUCUGUUCCGCUUACAUUGACGACAUCUUGAUCUACUCGAGCGAUGCAGGCCUGCAGAUUGAUAUCGACAAGUGUGACUUUGAGGCAAAGAGUGUCAAGUACCUGGGCUUCAUCGUCGAAGCCGGGAAAGGUAUCCGCGUGGACCCGGAGAAGGUAUUCUCCAACAUCGCCGCGCCUCUAACGGCGUUAACAAAGAAGGAUGCGGUGUUUGCGUGGUCGAAGGAGUGCGACAAGGCCUUCGAGGAGUUGAAGGCUCUUCUGACCAGUGCGCCGGUCCUUGCGCAAUGGGAUCCGGAUAGAGACGAUUGUGGAGACGGAUUCAUCCGGUUAUGUCACAGGAGGGCGCUCGCAAAGGGCGAUGACGGCAUCAUGCGGCCUGUGGCCUUCUUCUCAAAGAAAAACGCACCGGCGGAGUGCAACUACCCAAUCCACGAUAAAGAGCUGCUGAAGCAGCAACUGAGUGAACGUCAGGCGCGAUGGGCUGAGACGCUAUCGCGGUACAGCUUCACCAUCAAGCAUCGACCGGGCAAAGAAGCCGUCGUACCGGACACGCUGUCUCGACGAGAACAGGACAUGCCGCACAGCGCCGAAGAUGAUCGGUUGCAAGGACGACGUGUUCAGCUGCUGCAACGGCGACACGGAUCAACCGAUGACGCAACAACUGACCAAGACGACUCAAUCGAAAACCCUUUCUCGGACCCGGAACUGCAGAAGUUAUGGGACGAAGGUGUCAAGCACAAUCGUUAUUGGCUCAUCCGAAGGCCGUACAGCAAGGCGAGAGGCGUCUGCCGUCGCAUUGGGGACUCGAAUUUGGGUGCCGAACCACGAACCCCUGCGACACCCCGGACGGGACAUGCUGAAGUCCUUGUUGAGCCGCAAGUUUUAUUGGCCAGGCCUCGAUUCAGACACAGGAUCUGGUCGGAGCUGUCAAUUGACUUUGUGACAGACCUGCCACCAACCAAGUCGAACGGUUCGACCAACCUUAUGGUCGUGACGGACAGACUGUCCAAAAGUGUCGUUCUUGAGUCAUUGAAGGACAUCACGGCCGAGACGACGGCCAGAGCAUUGCUACGGAACGUGGUGCAACACCAUGGCGUGCCGCGCGCGAUCGAUAACUGGGAAGAGCUGUUGCCAGCGGCCAUGAUGGCCAUCAACAAUCACAACUCGACGUCGACAGGCCUGAGCCCGUUCUUUAUCACGCAUGGGUAUCAUGUUGACCCGAUACAAGUCAAGGAGAAGUUACGGACGGACGGAAGGUCCCCAGUGACCAGGGCUGAAAGCAUUGUGCAACGAUUUCGAGAGGCAACGGAAUGGGCCCAGGCGGCAAUUGCGUCAGCGCAAGAGCAGCAAGAGAAGAACGCCAAUUCGCGAAGACAGCCGUCAGACCAGUUCAAGCCUGGAGACAAGUACACCGUCCUGGAGACCAUUGGGUCACACGCGUGCAGGCUGGACACGCCUCCGGGAAUACACAACGUGUUCCACGUGUCGCUCUUACGCUUAGCAGCGGACGAUCCGCUACCGUCACAGACGUCGGAUGACUACCGCCCACCGGCCAUUUUGACGGACGAUGGCGAGCUGUGGGAAGUGGAAGAGAUUCUGGACAGGAAGAAAGUCGGGAGAGAGUGGAAAGUGUUGGUGAAAUGGCACUGGCUAGGUAUGAAGAAGUUCAUGGGAAAGUUGGAUCGAAACCACCCCAAUCGAAACGAUCGAAACGGGGAGGAAGGAGGGGUUAUUGUAACGGGCUGA
This is a messenger RNA of Hirsutella rhossiliensis, 1968 nucleotides long. RefSeq names its product Pol. The coding region runs from base 1 to 1968 and encodes 655 amino acids. The transcript is spliced from 13 exons. Lineage: Eukaryota; Fungi; Ascomycota; Sordariomycetes; Hypocreales; Ophiocordycipitaceae. Gene Ontology annotation, molecular function: nucleic acid binding. The record is from RefSeq and is a predicted model, not a curated record.